UCCUACCACACCAGCCUGCUGAACCAGACGUGAGCAUCAGUUAGUUGCCACAAUACCAGUCUACUGACCAGCUUAUUUUGUGAAGUCUGCCUCUGCCUGAGUUGACGAUACAUUGCUGGCGUAAACCACUGCCAGCGGAAAACCAGUCUGCUGCAGGGUAGUGUAUGUGAAACAAAGAUCCCAUUCGAAUGCAUGACUCAGUCUGAAACAUCCAAAGUGGUAGUAAGGUUCAAUGGCAAAUGUAAACAUUUGUCAACUCUUGAAAAAUAUUCCUUUGGACAGCAUGGAUUUGCUGGAAUCUAGAGUUCAGAACACUUGCAAAGAACAGCGCUUUAUUUUUUAAAGCAUUAAUUACCUGGAUUGGUUGCAGCGAUGGCUAGCAAACGAAAAUCCACAACUCCUUGCAUGAUACCGGUAAAAACAAUGGUGCUGCAGGAGAUGGAAUCAGAUGCUGUGGAAGAUAAUCAUGAAGGAACUCAACAGCACCUGCCUCCUGAACCUCCGGAAGCUGGUGAUGCUGUUAUUAACAAUAGCAGCAAUAAUGCAACAUUGUAUAAUGGGCAUCGCAAUAUUAUGGAUGGUGAUACGUACUUAUGUAAGUAUUGCGAUUUUGGAUCUCAAGAUGUUAAUCUUUUCUUUGGACACAUGGAUUCUGAGCACUUAGACUUCAGCAAAGACCCCUCAUUUGUAUGUGUUGAGUGCAGUUUUCUGGCACAAAGCCACAAAGGGCUUUUGCAUCACAAUGCCGAGUGCCACGGUGGUGAAACUGGCUUCCUCUGGAAUGUGGCUAAGCAGGAUAAUCAUACGACAGUGGAGCAGAGUAUCUCUGAUGCCACCAGCAACCAAGACCUUCCAGGAGAAUUCUGUGAGGAGGGGGUAGAUGGUCAAGCUGAAAUCAUCAUCACCAAAACUCCCAUUAUGAAGAUAAUGAAAGGUAAGCCUGAGACCAAAAAAAUUCACAUGUUGAAGGAGAAUGUAUCAAAUCAGCCAGGCAAUGACUUGGCGAUGAAAAAUGGUGACCAUUCAUUCACCAAUGGGUCUCUGCCAGCCAGCCAGUCAACGACCAGCUCAGCAAAAUCAUCUCACAUAGUCAAUGGCUCCAUAUUGGGAAACGUGCCUGUUUUGCAGGCAGGCGUUGCACAACUUGUGUCAUUGCAGCAGCAGCCACAGCUGCACCAGGACCUACCCACGUCCAAAUCCCUUCCUAAAGUGAUGAUUCCUCUGAGCAGCAUUCCCACGUACAAUGCAGCCAUGGAUUCCAACAGCUUCCUGAAAAAUUCCUUCCAUAAGUUUCCCUAUCCUACAAAAGCUGAGCUUUGCUAUUUGACUGUCGUGACCAAGUACCCAGAAGAGCAGCUUAAGAUAUGGUUUACUGCCCAGAGGUUGAAACAAGGCAUUAGCUGGUCCCCAGAGGAGAUAGAAGAUGCACGGAAAAAAAUGUUCAACACGGUUAUUCAGUCUGUACCGCAGCCCACUAUCACAGUUUUAAAUACACCUCUAGUUGCAAAUGCCAGCAAUGUCCAGCAUCUCAUUCAGGCAACUCUGCCUGGUCACAUGGUCGGGCAACCAGAAGGAACGGGAGGGUUACUCGUUACACAACCAAUAAUGACAAAUGGAUUAAAAGGAAGCAGCUCGUCUCUCACGUUAGCAGUGACAUCUAUUCCCAAGCUCCAGCCCAUUACGCAACACAACAAUGUGUGUUCGAGCAGCGCAUCAGCUGUGAAGGUGGUCAACACAGCUCAGUCUCUGCUGACUGCAUGCCCAAGCAUAUCUUCACAAGCUUUCAUGGAUCCCAGCAUCUACAAAAAUAAGAAGUCCCACGAGCAGCUGUCUGCACUGAAAGACAGCUUCUGCAGGAAUCAGUUCCCUGGCCACGCUGAAGUUGAGCGUCUGACCAAAAUUACAGGCCUUACUACUAGGGAGGUUCGAAAGUGGUUUAGUGAUAGGAGAUAUCAUUUCAGGAAUAUGAAAGGCAGUAGAGCCAUGUUUGCUGGAGAUAAUACAAUAAUUAUUGACUCCAUGCCUGACAUUACCUUCAGUGUGUCACCAAAAGAGAUUGACUUAACCUCUACGACAGCAGCGAUGCCUGUGGCUAAUCACCAAACAAGGCGACAGUCCUGGCAUCAAACGCCCGACUUCACCCCAACGAAAUACAAAGAGAGAGCACCAGAGCAGCUCAAGGCUUUGGAAGGCAGUUUUGCACAAAACCGUUUUCCUCCAGAGGAAGAAGUGGACCGUUUGAGGAGUGAAACAAAAAUGACCAGGAGAGAAAUUGAUAGCUGGUUUUCAGAGAGGAGGAAAAAAAUGGUGAUGGAGGAAAAUAAAAAAGCAGAAGAAAUGGUCCAGCAAGAGGAGGAGGAUGCUGACAAUAAUUGUGGAGAAGAGGAAGAUUCCUCAGAUGAACUGAGGGUCUCAAGAGAAAAUGGUUCAUUAGACACCCCAAGCAACAAUCAGACUUCACUGGAGCGGAAAGUUAGUCCUAUUAAAAUCAAUCUGAAGAAGCUUAGAGUGACUGAGUCAAAUGGCAAAAAUGAAUUGCCAGAGGUAGGUGCAAAUGAUCAGGGGGACAACAGUUCUAGCAGGCCACCUACCCCUGCAAAAACCAAACUGAACUUUAAAAAAACAGCCCAACAGCGGCAUUUGCUUAAACAAAUGUUCGUAAAGACACAGCGACCAACAAAUCAAGAAUAUGAUACCAUAGUUGCUCAGACAGGCCUGCCCCGGGCUGAGAUAAUUCGUUGGUUUGGGGACAGCCGGUAUGGGUUAAAAAAUGGCCAGCUGAAAUGGUAUGAGAACUACCGGCGGGGUAUCUUCCCUCCAGGCUUAGCGGUGAUCAGCCCAGCUAGCAAAGAGAUCCUAGAGGAGUAUUACAAAAAGCACAAGAUGCUGUAUGAAGAUGACCUUCAGAGCUUGUGUGAGAGAACUGAACUGAAUUCACAGCAGGUUAGGGUGUGGUUUGCUGUAAAGGUGGACGAAGAAACCCGGACCGUGUCUGACACGGGAAGUGAAGAUCGAUACUCGGGCACGGGUGAACAAGCAGGAAGCCAAAAAGGGACAUGCGAUGCCAGUUCGGAGGUAUCUGAGAAUAGCGAACCUUGGGAGCCCAGUGGCCAGGAAGGCCAUUUGGAACUCUUUGAUACAGUUAGCCAGCAACCUGCAGUUCAGCUUGAAACAGAUUGACCUUAAACUGCCAGCUCUGAAGGAUCUGCGAUUACAUUUGAGAAGAGUGUAAAUCCAUGGGCCUGAUACAAAUCUCAGUAGCAGGGAGUGGUGGUGUAAAAGCACUGCUGUAAUGAGACCUUUCAGUACAGCACAGCAGAGAGGGAGAGCAAGAGAAUUGGGCUCUUCAUGCAGUGCCAUCUGCAGCCUAAUCUAGAAUUUUACUCACCAGCUGGCCAAAGUAGGGCAUCAGUAAGAUCUUCUCACUCUUGUGACGUAGGAUGCUGUUGUUUCCUUUCCAGUGGAUAAACUUUCAGAUUUCAUAUUCAUAUAAUGGAACCAACUUUUGACAUGCAGACAGCCGCCUCAACAAGCAUAAUUAAUUUUGGACAUUGAUUGUGUAAACGUAUUUUUUGCAUAGAAAUGGACUAUCAUGGCACAAUACAUUUUUAUCUUCAGCUGUUUGUAAUGUGUUUGUUCUCUAACGGUUGGCAGUGUUGCAUACGUCCCCGACUCUUGGGCUGCUAGAUCAGGGAAUGGUGGAUACCAUCGUGAGUGUCAGUAUGUGUGUCAGAGCAAGAGAGGAGAAGAUCUGAGAAGCAACAUGCCAGUCUUCGUAUCAAGAACAGGAUGAAAUCAGUGGGGUGGAUGUAGGUUUCUUUCCCUGGGGAUGGGGGAGGAAUAAGCUAUUGUACACCCUCCAAUAUCCAGUGGGGGUCGGGAUCCUGCAAAGGUCAGGAGAUAGAGUUGGAUAUAAUCUGUCCCCCUACUGCCUGGAGUAAUUUUAUUUCUUUUACGCCAGGCGGUGGAAUGUAGCACAGCCCAUUACUCUCCAAGCCUCACGUUAAUUACCGAGAACUAGCACUUAAUGUUUCCAUCCUGCCCUGGAACCCCUUUCAUUGUUUAUAUAGAGAACAAACUGUUCUUCAGAGAACAAAUACAGACAAAAAAUUGGCUUUCUGCUAACGUUUCAAGUCAUCCUUGUCUAGUAGGCCUCUACUGGGCAGGCAACCAGUUUUAUAGACAGGAAGCUUGCUUGUUACAACACUAGUUGAAUUAGAUUCCUUCUCUUGUCCCACUGUGCUAAUGCUGUUAACCUACACUUAUUGGUCCAGGUCACCUUACCUAGUUCUCCAACUGUAGUCCUGUCUUUCUGAAGACCCUAGAAAAUAAAUACAUUGCAAACUAGUUUUUAGUUAUCUGGUAUAUUAAGUGCUCACUUAAUCAUAUACCUUUUUAAUAUGUAUAUGUCUACAAUGUCUUGGGCGAUUACUGCCUUCAAGCAGCUUUUUUAUUAUUUUUGAUUCUAGUGUAAUUGUUCUUAAUGUGGAAGGCUUUAUUCUCAGUGGUAGGAGAUAUUUAUUAAAUGGGUGAGUUUCAAGCUCUAAGUGACUUGAUCUAGUGUCAGUUUGUAAAGAGAGGUUGGUAUUUUUAAAUCUCUCCUGGCGUCUCUUCCAAAGGUAGCAUUUGAUUUCUACCUUAAGUCAUCUUCUUGAAUAGCGUUCCCCUUUCCUCGUGCCCUUAUUUAGAAGGCCUCACUAUUCAGUAAUUAAGACGAGUAGCUCUCUUUAGUCAUAGCAUUGUUUGGGAAUGCAAGGACUCUAGCGGGACACCUACGCCUGUUAGUUCAGUUGGUGGCAGUUCAGAGAACCGUGCUGAUAGAACAGCAUUUCUCCUUAUGCAGAAAACAGCAUUGCAACUGUACAGGUCACAUUAAACCUUUGUUAGAGGCAUACCAGCAACAAUAACCAGCCUCUCAAUGGUGUGAACUCAACAUUUGCAAGGCUGAGCUCCUAUGUUCUGAUGAGCCGAGAUGUCUGUUCCACAAUGGCUGCUGGUGCCUCCAUUUACAUAGUCCCUGCAACUGUCAUCUUGUAUACCCUGAAACAGCAAGGGAUGGGAGGGAGAACUAGAAAUGUCUAGCACUGACCAUUACUCUUGAUGCUACUGCUGGGACUCUGGUGACCCAAGAGUAUGGCUGCAUGUACAGUGUUAACUGAAGAGAACAAAUACAGGUAAGUCAUUUACUCUCUAGUGUCUGUAUACGUGCAGGAGUAUUUAAAUAUGCACAUGUACUGUUCAAAUGCGCAAUUUUUACUGCAUAAGAUGUACAUUCAAAAUGUACACUUUACUGAGUGCUAUAUAAAGAUGUUGGAAACACAGUUUGCCCCUUCAAGGUGACUUUGUUGGCAUACACUUAGAAAGAGCCAUCUCCAGGCCACUGAAGGAAAUGUUCAAUCAUCACCCUGUGAAUGGGUUUCUGAAAUCUCUCUUUCCAGGCACUGGCUGAAUUUUUUUGCAGCUGGAUUUUAGUCCGCCAGUAGCCCAGAAAAUAAAAGGAAAAGUCUAGUCAGCUGAAGGGAAUUUGGCCAUGGUGUACCCAGAAAACCCAGCCUUGAAGGGUUAGAGCUGCUAAAUGCUUGUUUGUGGAUGUGUAAAGACAUCAGGCUAUUUAGUCCUUUUUUGUUAGAGGAAUUUUCAAAUAUGCUUCUGUGCAGCCUGGCUUUCCUAAAGUGAAUGGAAUUGCACCUGUCCAGGCAUGGUGAAGGUGGGAGUGAUAAAAUGGGUCUGGGAUAAAGCUUCUUAACCAGACACCAAAAGAAACCUGGUUCCUUUUUAAUCUCCCACGUGUUUAUUACCAACACAUUUUUAGUUGGUAUUUCCAAAAGGGUUUGUUAUAAAGAAGGGAGAGCUACUGUCAUCCAUGGUUCAUCUAACGCAGUGGUUCUCAAACUUUUGUGCUGGUGACCCCUUUCACAUAGCAAGCCUCUGACUGUGACCCCCCCUUAUAAAAUUAAAAACACUUUUUAAAAUAUAUUUAACACCAUUAUAAAUGCUGGAUGCAAAGCGAGGUUUGGGGUGGAGGCUGAUAGCUCGCAACCCCCAUUAAUAACUUCAGUACCCCCUGAGGGGUCCCGACCCCCAGUUUGAGAACCCCUGAUCUAAUACCUCUGGUAAAUAGGUUGACAUGAAGUAGGCGCUAAUACCAAAAUACAUAGGAUUUGGUGCAGGACAUUAGAAGUGUGCUUGCGCCUGAAACUGAAACAAUUGUGGACCAACUCUUGGUCACUGUGAAGUGGUUUGACAGUCCCAUCAGCAGUACUUCUGCACCUGGUGUUGCAGGAAACACCACCACAAUUUUGCACCUAAACAGUAUUAACUUUUGUCAUCCUCUAAUCAACCAUCCUUGUCACUUGGACUAGAUAAAAGGAGAGAAUGGGCUAGAUAGAGUGGUGAGUUAGCAUUUACUUAUUAGGAGAGGAAAUUUUUAAAAACUAAUUUCUCCAACUCCCUCAGCUAAAAGUGAGCCUAUGUUCACUCAGAUUUGAUGGUUGCACAGCUGUAAAAAUUCUUAUCUUCAGUCUUAUGUUGUUGCUUCCAUCUCACUAACAUUAGACUUCUGUAUAGGAGGUGGGCUGGCUUAAAACCAGAAACUCAAGUGCUUAGUUACCUGCUAUCCAGAUUAAUAUCCAGUCAUGUCUCAUCUUAAAAAGAAUCGUAGGUUUUCCUGGUUCUAGGAAUAGAAUUGGCUUGCUAGUUAUUAAGAGCAGUGAUCUGCUAGUCAAGGCUCUGAUUUUUUGGCUAGCAUCCUGGAUGUUUUUUUCAAAAACACUAUAAAAUUUAAUUAUACCUGGUUCCUCAACUUAGUUCCUAGUUCCAAUUUCACAAGGGAGUCAUUGGGAUAGCAGCUUGGUUAGUUAGUGCUUCAUGUACAGAGGGCAUUUGCAGCUGCCUGCAUUUGAGUUACCUGCAGGUGUCCAGCCUAACAGGUGACUGUGUUAACAACUUUGGUAUUUGAUCGUGAAUUGGAAAUAUACUCCCCAAGCUGCAUCCCCUGUAACUCUUAGAAGUGUAAUGUUUGAAUCAGACUUAUCAGUACUAGUAGGUGGUGGUGCAGAAUCGUAGAAUAUCAGGGUUGGAAGAGACCUCAGGAGAUCAUCUAGUCCAACCCCCUGCUCAAAGCAGGACCAAUCUCCAACUACAUCAUACCAGCCAGAGCUUUGUCAAGCCUCACCUUAAAAACCUCUAAGGAAGGAGAUUCCACCACCUCCCUAGGUAACCCAUUCCAGUGCUUCACCGGUUGCUCUCCCUUCCCUGCUGACCACUUGCUGCACAGCACAGCAAGGACUGGAACAGGAGAGAAUAUGCCCUAUCGGAUUGCUUUUGGGGGGCUAAUACAGGCUGGAAAGGCUGGGGAUAGCCAAAUUGUGGAAAACGGAGAACAAGAAGUAAAAUUAGGGGAUACCAUAGUGAUGCCCCUGGUAUAAAAUAGCUGGAGAGGGACGGCUGUACAGCUGCUGCCCGAUUUUCAAAGAUAUUGAGUAUUGACAGUUCCCAUUGACUUCAGCUAGAGCUGUGGACACUCAGCAAUUCUGCAAAUCGGGCCCGUAAAUGAAGCCGAGUUCCAAACGUGGCGCAGUGGGAUGGACACAGCCCUACGACACUCCAUGCUUGCUUAGCCUUGCUAUUAUGCAGCGAUCUGCAGAGAGCUUGCACCUGAUGUUUCAGUUAUUUAAAGCAGAAUGGUCUAUCCUUUCUACAGCGGCCUUUGUGUGUCAUUUGCCAAGGCAAAUGUUUCACAGCAUGAGAAUCAAUCAGCAAAGGCAGGGCACAAUGGCAGCUGUGGUAUGAAACUAAAUAGGUUGGGUAUCUAGUUUAACAAUGCUUAUGUGAUGGCAUGACUUGCAGUGAGAGGCACAGUGACAAGACACCACAUUCUCUUGUAUUUGCUGUUGGGGCCAGCUCUUGAUCUAUACAUUCAGGAGGAGGAGGAGGAUCUGGAAGGCUGAAUAGCAGUUUCGUUUUUCCACACAGAGCAGCAAUUCUUGAUGAUUGGAAACUUUAAAAACCUUUCCCCCCAAAUAAAGCUGGAACAACUGAUCAUAGAGCCUGACUAGAAGAUGAAAUGUUAUGGCUGAGUUCAGAUGGUAAGAAGUUUUUCAGAACUUGGCACAGGUCAGCAGGUGAGAGAUGGGAAUACUGUACCUUCACAUGGCUGUAUUCAUAGUUACAGUGAUAGUGUUAAACUCAUCUCUCCCUACUUCCCAGUGAAACGGUGUUUUAAAUUUGUGAAACUAGUUCCUAAGACAGGGAACCCUAUUGACCUAACCUCAAACAUGUAAGUAUCAGUUGAAGCUGCCAGCAUGAAAAGGGGAUUCAGUCACACUCUCUGCCAGGGUAGUUCCUGCUGUGUCCAUUACUGCAAUGGGAUCUGCCAGGAAUUUCAGACUAGCGCCACAAAAGCUGGAAAACAAACAGGAAAACAAAUUAACUGAACUCUUCCAGAUGCAGCAGAGAUCUAUUACACUUGUCCUCAUUUCAGCAAAGAGCAUACGGCGCCACUUGGUCACUGAUUUGAAGGCUGGCCUUAAGCAAAUCUCUCCUGUCCUGGUAGAUGGAUGGUAGUAUCCAUAUGCUGUUCGCUGGUGCCAGUGAAGAGAGCAGGAUAGAAAUCUUCUUGAUAAAGUUGCAGUUUUGCUCAGCCCCAUCUGAUUAUUUUUGUUAGGAAUUUUGUCAGGAAUUUUUCACCCCAUGUAGGUAGCGUGGCACUAAAAGUCAGGCUUUGGGAACACACUGCUUCUCAUCAGACCACACAAUCAACAUAUGGUGUCUUGUUUAAAAUCAUCCUGGUGCUGAGUGACCUGGGAUUCUGUGUGGAUUUAUCCAAAGGAAACUAGAAUUGGAGCUGCAAUGGGACCUUUCAUAAGGGUAGCCUUGUGGCCAGGGACAGAGAAAAGGCUUGGCUGUCGUCUUUGUACCUUUGUAUGGGGGGUAGGGGAGGAGGGCAGGAGGGGGAGUUAUUUUGGAUUUUUUUUUAAGACCGUAAUUAGGAGAUUUAACGUGGCACCUGCGUGAGAAGGUAGUUUUUACUUUUGGUGAAGGUUUUAAAGAGAAAAACAAAGCUGCCUGUGACUGUGAGCUAUAGUUAUUACUAGUACUAGGGUCGCUUGUCCCUGCGAUGGACUUUACAUGCUCUUAUUCUGUGGGUGAGAGCUCCCUGUAGCAACAGUGCCACUUCUGAGAAGUGAACCACAAGUUUCCCUUACUUUUGUAUAUGUGGAGAGGGGCGGGGGGAGCUUGCUUGUAUAGUUUGGUGAAAAGAAAUGAGACCUUUUCAGUUGUUCCUAAAUAAAGAGCAUAAAACAUGAA
This is a messenger RNA of Gopherus flavomarginatus (Mexican gopher tortoise), 9309 nucleotides long. It is a transcript of the gene ZHX3, whose product is annotated as zinc fingers and homeoboxes 3. Gene Ontology annotation, cellular component: nucleus. Gene Ontology annotation, biological process: regulation of transcription by RNA polymerase II. The record is from RefSeq and is a predicted model, not a curated record. The coding region runs from base 373 to 3180 and encodes 935 amino acids. Gene Ontology annotation, molecular function: DNA-binding transcription factor activity, RNA polymerase II-specific; DNA binding. NCBI's taxonomy places the organism in Eukaryota, Metazoa, Chordata, Testudines, Testudinidae. The transcript has 4 exons.